AUGCGCCGCUUCUUACAAGCUCCCUCACGUUUCCAACUAGCCAAAUGGCGAGAUUGCCCUAGAAACUUGAUAGGCCAGAGAUAUUCCUCACGUCUUUACAAACCUCUCAACCCAGGAGCAUCUCAAAUCCGACUACUCAAGAUCCCUCAAGACCCAUCUUCUGAAUUUGAGCUCGUUACUGCAUCACUCGACGAAAAACCAAGAUAUGCAGCACUGUCAUAUCUCUGGGGCAAACCCGAGCACUUUGGCCAAAUCACAAUCGACGGUGACACCCUCAAGAUCCCAGACAACUUGGCCUCAGCAUUCCUCCGUAUUUUGAGCGACGAGCCUUUUCGCUCACAAUCUUAUUGCCAAUACCUCUGGGCAGAUGCAAUAUGUAUCAACCAGAAUGAUCAUGAAGAGAGAUCUCAGCAAGUUCAGCUCAUGCGUCGUAUCUUUCAACUUGCCCACGUUACUUUCGCAUGGGUUGGACCGAAGGACCACUCCCUUUCUUUCAAUACCAUCAAUACGAUAGACAAGGUAAUAGAUCACAACACCACCCGGAGGAGCAUUUCGUCCAACGCGCUCUUCAAUGUUGAGUGGUUACGGGGUCAUCCGGAACUUUGUCUUGAUAGAGGACCUGACUUCCCCAACAAUCAUCUCAACGAUCCCUGGACUGCCGUGGCCGACUUUCUACAAUAUCAGUAUUGGAAAAAGGCAUGGAUAUUCCAAGAGGUCGUCCUUGCCGGCCAAUUGGUUUUCAUCAGCCCAGGAGAAGCCAACCUGACUUGGUCCACCCUCCGUGAUCUUCACCAAGGCAAAGACACUAUCACACGCACGCGGGACGACACGAAACGGCCGGACUUCUUGUCAGAUACAGCAUGGGAUCUCCUAAGCAGUCCACUUCUAUGGGGCAUGAUAUCUUGGUUAUUCCUUGCUCAGGCACGUACCAAGAUACCCGACCCAGAUGGAUUCAAAGGCUGGAUUGUCUCUCCUUUCACAACCAAUCUAGAAGCCACUGAUCAUCGGGAUCAUAUUUAUGGUCUUCUUGGAGUGUCUGAUAUCUCAAUCAGCCCAAACUACAGUCCUGAGAACCACGCCUCGCGUGUGUACACCAAGUAUAUCGCCGGAUGGUUGAAAGCUGCACGCACCCAAAAGACGAUGCACGUACACACUCCGCUCGCCUUUCUGUCCCUGGCAGGCGUAGGAGACGCAAAGUCUAUAUGCUCGGGGUGUUGA
Messenger RNA from Fusarium venenatum, 1218 nucleotides. Its product is annotated as heterokaryon incompatibility protein-domain-containing protein. The record is from RefSeq and is a predicted model, not a curated record. NCBI's taxonomy places the organism in Eukaryota, Fungi, Ascomycota, Sordariomycetes, Hypocreales, Nectriaceae.